UUGAACGGACAGGAUGUGCCAUGUAGAUUUCCCUAACAUCUCUCUCGCAGAGAUCUGUGUAUCAAUCAUCAUCACUUUCAAGUCCAACUGUCCAAGAGCUGAAGCAGCUCGGUGCAGACAUGCAGUGGCAGUUCUAGUUUCAUCUGCGCAAUCGAAUCAAACCGGACCGACCACCAUGUCUCUAUCUUUCAGGCUCACUCCUACUUUCUCACCUCCGCCACCAUCUCGUCUCAGAUUCACCCUCCUCUCUCGAUCCAACCUCAACCCAUCAUCAAUCCGCUCGCCCUCUCCCUCAAAGUUCACACAUUUAUCCCCAAUCCGAUGCGUGAACGGAGGCUCCGACCACGUGUCGGAGAUCCGAGCGAGACCCAGAUGGGAAAACGCGCUCUCUGCUGCGGCGAGCCUGUACCCUCUUUACGUGAGCGUCGGAGGGGUCGUGGCUUGCCUCAAGCCCUCUGCUUUUCAGUGGUUUGUGCAGGGAGGUCCGAACUCGUAUAGCUUGUCGCUUGGGCUGAUUAUGUUGGCCAUGGGUCUCACUCUCGAGCUCAAGGACUUGUUCUCUCUCUUCCUGCGGAGACCUCUCGCGAUACUCUUUGGAUGUGUGGCUCAAUAUACUAUUAUGCCAGCUCUCGGGACCUUAAUAGGUAGAUUACUGGGGCUUCCACCUUCUCUUUCGGUGGGUUUGAUAUUGCUUGCUUGUUGCCCUGGGGGUACUGCUUCCAAUGUGGUUACUUUAAUUGCUCAGGGGGAUGUUCCUCUAUCUAUCGUGAUGACAGUUUGCACCACUCUUGGAGCAGUACUUCUGACUCCUCUGCUGACGAAGAUAUUGGCCGGAACUUAUGUUCCUGUUGAUGCCAUUAAACUUUCCAUCAGCACCUUGCAGGUGGUAGUUGCUCCAAUUCUCUUAGGAUCUUACUUUCAAAGUGCAUUUCCUGGAGUGGUGAAGGUUGUGACUCCUUUUGCACCACUUUUUGCAGUUUUGGCAUGUUCUCUACUAGCAUGCAGUGUAUUCUCGGAAAAUGUGGUCCGACUCAAGUCUUCAUUGCUUGGUGCUUCAUCAGGCCGUGAUCUCUCCAUGUUUGCUCAUGUUCAGGCAAUAGUAUCUGGUGAACUAGGGUUGGUAAUACUUUCUGUGCUACUACUGCAUUCUGCUGGUUUUUUUGUGGGGUACAUAUUGUCAGCAAUUUGCGGGUUCAAAGAACCACAAAGGCGAGCGAUAUCUAUUGAGGUGGGUAUGCAGAACUCUUCAUUGGGCGUGGUUUUAGCAACCUCCCAUUUCACCUCACCUUUGGUUGCGCUACCUCCGGCCAUGUCUGCGGUUAUCAUGAAUAUCAUGGGAAGCAGUUUAGGCUUCAUCUGGAGAUAUAUUGAUCCAUCUGAUCAGACAACUACUCCUCAAAUAAUUGACUAACUCAAAGUUGGUGCAAAAAAAGAAGAAGAAGGAGAUAUGCAUUAUUGGUUAUAUGACGACCCAUAGGUCCACAAAUUAUUCGUAUACUGAUUCUUGCUUACAUCGGACCGAAUGACUUUCAUCAACAAGUUUAUGUGCAAGUUUCAGGAUGUAAUCUCUUCCGAAGUGGAAAUGGAAGUUAGAUGAACGAUGUAGAAUUGGUUCUUUGUGAGUGUGAGUAUGGCUAAUUAUUUCUCC
Messenger RNA from Syzygium oleosum, 1648 nucleotides. RefSeq names its product probable sodium/metabolite cotransporter BASS1, chloroplastic. The record is from RefSeq and is a predicted model, not a curated record. Bases 14 to 1411 code for a protein of 465 amino acids. Gene Ontology annotation, cellular component: membrane. NCBI's taxonomy places the organism in Eukaryota, Viridiplantae, Streptophyta, Magnoliopsida, Myrtales, Myrtaceae. The transcript is spliced from 7 exons.